AUGCGGUCGGCGAUUUUUGACACAGAUUCUCGCCCCCGGUCCCCGUCGGGAUUCAAGGGGCCAUCCAGAUCAAGGCAACCGUCUCCAACUGUUUCCACAAAAUCCCACUUAAAACACAAACCUGACCCCGCCAAAGCCCGGCCCAAGCUGUCCCUUGCAGUGUCCAAGAGCAUAACAGUCAAUUGGAACUUGGACGAGAUGAUAUCUGCAUACCACGAAUAUAAAGCACUUCCGCCCAAAUUGUCUCCUUCUUUACCAACUUUCAACGACGACAAGGACGAAAUUAACGACCGUAUUCCCUCGAGACUGCUCUCACAGCCUUCUCCUGCACGCUUGGAAGCUGUCCCUUCGCCCACAAAGACAAAGAUCAAGUGGGUCAAUAAGUUAGACGAGUCCAAGCCAAAGUUCUUGCUACGCUUCCACUACAAUCUGGACAAGUAUAAACACAAAGCCAACCCGUCCAGUGCGGUGGGCUUGGGUAUUUCGUUGGAGAAGAAGAAGAGUACCCCGGUUCCCACAACCCCCAGAGCCAAUACCCCCAUGGUGGCUGUCAGCAGACCUAGCACUCCCGUGUCGAAACCAGUGUUCUCUAGAGCAAACACUCCCAGAGCUCCUGCCGCCGACCGAAGGCUAGCACAAGAAGCAGACGUUGACUACAUCAAAAUGAAAACGUACUGGAUUAAACUCGCCAAGGAGACCAAGUUCAUCUCCAAUAAUACCGAAGGAAUUCUUUCUUUAAUCAUCGAGCUCGACUCGUUGAUUUUGUAUGCGAUAUCAUACUAUUUCGAUGACAAGCUGAAAGAAAAGAUGAACAUCGCCCCGCUGGACAGAUACUGGAAAGUGUUGAUGGAGAGUAUCGACAGCACUAUCAACAAACUAAGAAGCUCGUAUUUGAACAAAAAGGAUUAUGAGGACAUAAAUAUCUACUUGAAGUGCUUGGUGGGAAUAUUACAUAAGUUAAGCACCAUCAUCUUGAAACGAAUCAACUCGAUCUAUGAAACCCUUGUGGCAGAUGAAGCAGAUGCUGCCAAAAAACUUACUUUACAGGCCAACAUCAUCACCAACUACAAGCAGGCAGACGACUUGGUGAAGAGAUCGGAAAGUGUGUGUCCCAACAUCGAGUUUUUCAUCAAGGUCAACUUCCAGGAGAUUUGGAACCGGCGGUGCAAAAGCUUUGGAGAAAUAUCUUCCACUAUGUUGCCCAUGAGUCAUAACUACUACCUUCCUUUGAACACAUACACUCAAUUGGGGGAAUUCAUGAGGUUUUUCUAUCAUUUAUUGAAUGCGUUCAUUAACAUCUACAACAAGAUCUAUAACGAAGACCUAAUUUAUAGUUUAAAGUCCGGCAUGCCUGGGCCCUAA
Molecule: messenger RNA, 1362 nt
Organism: Yamadazyma tenuis ATCC 10573
Lineage: Eukaryota; Fungi; Ascomycota; Pichiomycetes; Serinales; Debaryomycetaceae
Source: RefSeq, a predicted model, not a curated record